This is a messenger RNA of Linum trigynum, 2552 nucleotides long. NCBI's taxonomy places the organism in Eukaryota, Viridiplantae, Streptophyta, Magnoliopsida, Malpighiales, Linaceae. The record is from the annotation of a GenBank genome assembly.
UUCUUAAACAUCAUAUGUAAUGAGAUAUAUGCUCUAAUAAGUUGAUAGUUGAGAUGUCCUGCUAAUCAUAUUGUUGAGCUAGCUUACGAGUUGAGCUCAACAAGCUACAGAAUCGAGCUGAUUCACGAAUCUUACAAACCAAAUAAAAUUUAGCUCUAUCUCUAAUUAUUAAUAAAUGAGUAAAGUGUCGAAUGCGUUUUUUUCCCAAAUCAACAAGUUUGACUCAUUUUCACCCACAAUACUACAAUAGGUCCAAGCCGGCAGCAAAAUAAUAUCCGCCGGACGUUGUUGCUAUGAAUUGGAUUAUCUGGUGUCCAUAUACAACCUUAUUCUUCAAAGAAAAUGCCGACGGAAACUUCAAUGCAUCACCAUUUCGGCCUUUUCUUCUGAGCUGGUCCGAUCACUACCGUCACUUUCCGACGAAACUGACCCUCGUCGUCGUCAGUCCGGAUAAUAAUUUCCGCCGUCAGGGGCCUGCGCAGAAUUAGCGGGAAUCCAAGAUAAUCCAUAAAAAUUAAUUAAAAUCCCAGUGACUCAAUUAAUCCAAUCCUAAUCAAUAUCUGAUUCUUCGAAAAAGCCAUUUAAUUCCCAAUUAUUUGGUCAGUUAUGGAGAUUAAUCCUCGUCUCUGCUUCUUCUCCUCCUCCUUCCUCAGCAGCUUCCUGCCCAACCCAAAAGACUUAAUUAUUCACCCUGAAGGAAUUUUCAAAGUCAGCACUUUGAAUUCCGCCAUGGAAACUCCUCACCAAGCUCGACAUUGAACUCAUAAACAACACACCUCUCCCCAAAAUCCCCUGUUUCUUAAAUCCCAAUUUCACCGGAGAUGGGUAAACCGAUCAUCGAAAACAGGGUACUGUACUACCCUGUAAAGCCUCUAGCUUUCUUCUCCGUAAUCUUCAUCCUCACCGUCUACCUUGUCCGCACAAGCAUGAUCACCACCACCGCCGUCCCUCUCCCUUCUUCCCCUUCCUCCGAGCCCCACCACCGCCGCCGCAGAAUCAUCAAGUCGUCGUCGUCGUCCGACGAAGAUCCCGGUCAAUACCCAGAAACCUACCUAGUCCCUCCGACGAACCUCACAACACAAGAGAGAAUCCACUGGUUCAGAUCCAACCUCCCUGCAUUCCAGAUCCUGAAAUCGGACAACCUGACGAGCAGAUUCCACAAGCGAGCCCGCCGAUUCCUGCUCCGAAACCGAUGCGAGCUCCGAUUCUUCAUGACGUGGAUCUCCCCUGCCUCUUCGUUCGGAAACAGAGAGUUUUUGGCAAUGGAGUCCCUGUUCAAGUCGAAUCCCGACGCGUGCCUCGUCCUCGUCUCCCGAUCGCUCGAUUCGCGAAGCGGCCGCAGAAUCCUGAAGCCCCUCCUCGAUCGCGGCUUCAGGGCUGCGGCAUUCGCCCCCGAUUUAUCCAACCUGCUCCGCGGCACGCCCGCGGAGCAGUGGUUCGAGGACCUGAAAACAGGGGAGAAGGAUCCAGGGGAGAUUCCCCUGCCUCAGAACCUCUCGAACCUCGUCCGGCUCGCCGUGCUGUACAAGUACGGCGGCGUCUACCUUGACACGGACUUCAUCGUGCUGAAGAGCUUCGCGAGGCUGCGAAACUCGAUCGGCGCGCAGAGCGCCGAUUCGGCCGAGAAGUGGACCCGGUUAAACAAUGCCGUCCUGGUUUUCGACAAGAGCCACCCUCUGCUUCUAGAUUUCAUGGCGGAGUUCGCCGCGACGUUCGAUGGGAGCAGGUGGGGGCAUAACGGCCCGUAUCUCGUGUCGAGGGUUGUCGACAGGGUUGGAAAUGGAAGCACAGGGAGGAGGAAUUUUACGAUUAUGCCGCCGAUGGCGUUUUAUCCGGCGUACUGGAGUAAGAUCGGCGGGUACUUUAGGAAGCCGGCGACGAAGUCCGAUUCGAGGUGGGUUUCGGCCAAGCUCAUUCAGUUGAGCGGGAAGACAUUUGCGGUUCAUCUGUGGAAUAAGGAGAGCAGGAAUUUCAGGAUUGAAGAAGGGAGCAUUUUGUGGAGCUUGAUCUCCCGCCAUUGUAUCAUUUGCCAAGGGAUUUACCGAUAGUAGAAUCUCAGGUUAGCUAACUUGGUAGGAUUACAUUUACAGUCCCAUUUAUCCUCUGUUUUUUUCCAAAGGUAAAAAAUAGUUCAUAACUUCAUUCUGAAUCUAGAUUUGGGGAGAUUCACAUUUUUAUUUUGUUGAUGUUGAUUAGGCAGAGAUUAUCGUUUAUCGUGUUGAAAUUCUCUGAUUACAUUCAUUUGACACGAUUAUUGUGUGGGAGCUAAGUUGUAGGUCAAUUUGGCACGUGUUGAUAUUAUUAAUUAUUCGCGUCAACAUAAAUAGUAUGAUUCUGGUUCCUAAUAUGAUCUUUUUUUUUUGUUGGCGUUGAUUAGGCAGAGAUUAUGAUAAGAUCGUCUAUCGUGUUGAAAUUCUCUUAUUACAUUCAUUUGACACGAUUAUUGUGUGGCAGCUAACCUGGAGGACAAUUUGGCAUGUGUUGAUAUUAUCCGCGUCAACAUAAUAGUAUGAUUCUGGUUCCUAAUAUGAUAAGAAAAAAUUGUUGACGUU